Molecule: messenger RNA, 1812 nt
Organism: Psilocybe cubensis
Lineage: Eukaryota; Fungi; Basidiomycota; Agaricomycetes; Agaricales; Agrocybaceae
Exons: 5
Coding region: 1-1812 (603 amino acids)
Source: RefSeq, a predicted model, not a curated record
AUGGAAAACAAACUACCUGGUCGAGAGGAGCUAAUCGACUACACCCCUAGCAAGGGGGAGCCAGGAUACGUUGGACCCCUCUUUAAAAAUGCUUUAAACGCUUGGGAACUCCAGGGAUCUACGAUGCCAUUGACCACUUUACGAGAGUUUACGAUGCUGCAGCUUAUGAACACUAUCACAGAUAAACCAGACUGGAACAUCAAGGUUAACGAUCAAGAAAUCACUGACAAAUGGAAGCAAGAAGCAAUGUCCUCUGGUGCCGAUAUCACGUCCGCCAUGGUAGAUUACUGUAUCGAUGAACUUCGCUAUAAGGCAUCUCUCAUACCGAAAGAUGCAUCACCUCCCAUUAUCGUCUACAACGGUGAUGUGGUCAAAUCAGAUACCGCAUUAUCAGUCGAAUUCAAGAAGGAGUUGCAAGAAGCAGUGACCAAAUUUGAGAAUUCCAUCCCAGCCAGGCUGAAAGACUGGCAUCCCGGGUCUGAUGAGAAAGUUUGGGAUCUUGUUCAUCCAUCCUUGUUCCCUCUUGUGUAUGGCCGUUCACGCGUUCUCGAACGAGGCAUGCCGCAAACUACAUUGGAUGACUGCAUAGAACGCUGCGGGGAAGGAAAGAUCGCUGACGUCCGUGAUUCUGACGAGGGAGACCGAUCUUAUAGUCAAAAAUUCCAAUGGCUUCCUUGUGAAGUCGAUAUAUCAGGCGAGGAUCCAAAGAUCACAACGUACAUCAACAAUCUCCACCCUCAACGCGAGAAACCUCUUUAUGCUUUGGUUGAGAAAUUGAUUAAAGAAUCUAUCCCUUUGUGGGACUUGACCUUAGCACCUUUGCGAAAUGACUUCUGCCAUCAGUUACGCAUCAAAUAUCAUCACGUCGAGCAUGCCGAUGAAGGGGAGACAGAUCCAAACAUUGUCGGCCCAUUGAAUGUAACGCAGGGCGCUGGAGCCGGCUCGUCUCUGCCACAAAAUCAAUCCGAUGACGGAGAGGAUGACGAUGAGGAUGACGACCAUGAUGAAGAAGAUGACUUCGACGAGUUCCGAGAGGCUCGAGGUCCCGAAAUCCGUCCACAACCAGGAGUUUUUGCUCCUCUUCCCGCUCCUCCCAAGUUCAGUCUGAAGGAUGCCUACAAGCAACGUGGGCUUCAGGUGAUCGUCAAGCUAGCAAAUAUUGAAUUGACGCCUGAAAAGCCUGAUUACGCUGGGGGCUCCUGGCAUGUGGAAGGUCAACUGAAUGAACACAUUGUGGCUACUGCACUCUAUUACUAUUCAUGCUCCAACAUCACUUCGUCUUCAUUAUCCUUUCGCCAGAUGUUCUCCGUCUGGGAUGAUAUGGAUGAAGUUAAUUACGAGCAAGACGACCACCGAUGGGUAACCACCAUAUUUGGGUGCAAGCAAGACGGUUUAGCCAUCCAAGACGUUGGUGGAGUCGACACACGCGAAGGCCGUCUGCUCACCUUCCCCAACGUACUCCAGCACCGCGUAGGUCCGUUCAAACUACAGGAUCCGACGAAACCAGGCCACCGCAAAAUCGUAGCACUAUUCCUUGUUGACCCGAACAUCAAAAUCAUCAGCACCGCACAUGUUCCCUGUCAGCGCCAGGACUGGUGGGUGGACAACAUUCAGCAGAAGUCGAAUGCGGCCGGUCUCGAUCAGCUGCCUCUUGAACUUCAGGAGAACGUCUUGGAGGGGGUGGAUUUCCCUAUUUCUCUGCGUGAGGCGAAGCAGAUGAGGGAGGAGCUUAUGGAAGAGCGCAAAUUGUAUCACCUUGGCAAAGAGGAGAAGUUUAAGGAGGAUUUUACCAUCUCGCUUUGCGAACAUUGA